AUGAGAACGCAAGCACAAAUUACUCUGGAUAUCCUUUCCGAAGUAGAUUCUUGGACCUUGUUUGUAAAAAAUGCAGCAUUGUCUUUUCAGGAAUCAACCAAUUUCUAUGAUGUAGCGAGAAAGGUAGCUAAGGAAUGUGCUGGUCUACCAAUCGCAUUGAUAGCAGUUUCAAAAGCCCUUGGAGAUAAAGACAUAGAAGAAUGGAAAGAAGCAGCUCAACGCCUAGAGAGGUCCCAAACAGCCAAUCUUGAUGAUAAGGGAGAUGUAUUCAAGUGCAUAAAGCUCAGCUAUGAUUACUUGAGAUCUGAUGAUGCUAAGUCAUGUUUCUUGCUUUGCUGCUUAUUCCCAGAAGAUGAAGAUAUCCAAAUAACAGACUUGGUGAAAUAUGGGAUCGGAAAAGGAUUGUUUAAAGAUGCGAACACACUAGAAGAAGCUCGGGGUAGAGCACAUUCAGUGGUCAAUACCUGA
Molecule: messenger RNA, 468 nt
Organism: Fragaria vesca subsp. vesca
Lineage: Eukaryota; Viridiplantae; Streptophyta; Magnoliopsida; Rosales; Rosaceae
Product: disease resistance protein At4g27190-like
Exons: 1
Coding region: 1-468 (155 amino acids)
Source: RefSeq, a predicted model, not a curated record